Cladocopium goreaui is the source of this 1824-nucleotide messenger RNA. NCBI's taxonomy places the organism in Eukaryota, Dinophyceae, Suessiales, Symbiodiniaceae. The record is from the annotation of a GenBank genome assembly.
AUGGAGCCUGGUCGCUGUGUCCAUGUGGUCCCACAUCGGCUGGACGGGCCAUCGCCCCCAGAAACGUUGUAUGCCCUGGGUGCACGAACGCUGGCAAGGAUGAAGGGAAAGGAUCUUGCGGAGUCCUGGUCCCUAUUUGCGAACAUGCCUGUGGUGGACCCAAAGCAGUCUCCAGUGUUGUGCCGCUGGGUGCCUUACCAUCUCAUGAUUAUCCUCCAACGGCUGCUAUGUGCCGUGCCCGUGGACGAUCUCAAUGGCCGAGUCGUCCAUACCUAUGACAAGCACCCGGGCCCCAUCGAGGGCGCUCUGGCGGAGGCCUUCGGCUUCACAGAAAGAGCGCAGCGCGUGAUGCGCAUCGGAGAGCUGGAGGAGAUUUUCCACGCCGUGGAGAGGAUGGAGGAGGAAGAAAUCAGCACACGACUGCGCAGACGCCUUGAGAAAGUCACAGACCUGCUGACAGAGUUCGGCGAGGAGUAUGGCUCUGUAUGGUUUGAAGGCCAGAGAUGGGGGAUCCUUUGGCGCAAUCAGCGCUCCUACCUUGUACUUUGCCAGCAGCUGGGCUUGCACAAAAGGGGACUGGCUUUGCGUGAAUACAUCUUUGAACAAGGGCAAGAAAUCGUGCUGGGCACAUCCUGGCUAUCCUUGGGACGAAAGUGUCGCGACAAUCUGAUGGAACAAAUCGCCCUGGAGAAUGGUCCAAGUGGCGCUGAGGAGCUCACCUCCGGUGAUCCUUUGACCGAGCUUCGGUCAAAGAACUCGAGUAGUUUUCCUUCUUCGCCCGUUUUCAACGAGCCCUGGGCUUGUUUGGAGGAUGUUGCCCAGGCGCAAAUCUAUUUGGCCCGUCGUCCGCAGGACGAACGACCUCUGCCACGGACGCUGCAUGCAUUGGGCGUGCAGAUGGUGGGAGAAGUGUGGGGACAGGAUGUUGGAGACUCCUGGUCCCUGAGUGCGAACGUGCCUGUGGUGAACCCACAGCGAUCUCCAGUAUUGUGGAGCGGCUUGCUGCCCUUUGGUGACAUGGAGAACCUCCAACGGCUGCUACGUGCCGUGCCCGUGGACGACCUCAAUGGCCGAGUCCUCCAUCCCCACGGUCAGCACCCGGGCCCCAUCGAGGGCGCUCUGGCGGAGGCCUUCGGCUUCACAGAAGAAGCGCAGCGCGCGAUGCGCAUCGGAGAGCUGGAGGAGAUUUUCCACGCCGUAGAGAGGACAGCCGUGAAGCUGCUGAAGAAGUUCGGCGGCACAGAGUAUGGAUGCGCAUGGUUUGAAGGCCCGAAGAUAGGAGAUUCUUUGGUGCAGCCCGCCAACAGGCUUGCUUUGUGGAUGGAGCCGGAUCGCUGGAUCUGUGUGGUUCCGGACGAAGGUCCUCUCCCAGCGACGCUGCAUGCAUUGGGCGUGCGAAUGGUGGGAGAAGUGCGGGGACAGGAAUUGGACUCCUGGACACUGCGGGCAAACGUAUCUGUGGUGAACUCGAAGUCUCCAGAGUUGUGGGGGUGGAUGCCUUGGCCCAAAAUGAUGGACCUUCAAGAGCUGCUACAUGCUGUGCCCGUGGAUAGCCUCACCGGCCGAGUCGUCCAUUCCUAUGGCAAGCACCAGGGCCCCAUCGAGGGCGCUCUGGCGGAGGCCUUCGGCUUCACGGAAGAAGCGCGGCGCGUGAUGCGCAUCGGAGAGCUGGAGAGGAUCUUCAGGGCUGUGGAGAUGCAGGACCAGAACACAGAAGUUCGCCAACGCCUUCAGGAAGCCACAAGCCUUCUGAAAUGCUUCGGCAAAGAGAGUCAUGGCUCUGUGUGGUUUGAAGGGGCAAUCAGCGCUCCGACCCUCUAUUUU